Molecule: messenger RNA, 779 nt
Organism: Zingiber officinale
Lineage: Eukaryota; Viridiplantae; Streptophyta; Magnoliopsida; Zingiberales; Zingiberaceae
Product: protein HEADING DATE 3A-like
Exons: 4
Coding region: 49-582 (177 amino acids)
Source: RefSeq, a predicted model, not a curated record
CACAGGAGAAGUUUAAGUGCUGAUAUAAAUCAAGUUUUGAGAUUUAACAUGAACUUGGAAAGAGAUCCACUGGUGCUGGGGAGGGUGAUUAGUGAUGUGUUGGAUCCCUUCACCAGGAGCGUCACACUUAGGGUGACCUAUGGGUCGAGGGAUGUGGGCAGUGGGCGCGAGUUCAAGCCGUCACAAGUGGUCAACCAACCCAGGGUUGAAGUGGGAGGCACUGAUCUCAGAAACCUUUACACCCUCGUGAUGGUAGACCCAGAUGCUCCGAGUCCAAGUGAACCAAACCUAAGGGAAUACCUCCACUGGCUGGUGACAGACAUUCCAUCUACAACUGGAGCAACAUUCGGGCAAGAGGUGAUGGCCUAUUGGAGCCCGAGGCCGACGAUGGGAAUUCACCGGUUUGUGUUUGUGUUGUUCAAACAGCCGGGGCGGCAAGCUGUUGACCCACCUGGGUGGAGGCAGAACUUCAGCACCCGAGACUUUGCCGAGUUCUACAGCUUGGGUUUGCCGGUUGCCGCUGUCUAUUUCAAUUGUCAGCGGGAGUCCGGCUCUGGUGGCCGGAGAAUGUAUCCAAUAUAGCUCAUGUAUCCUCUAUCGUCUAUUUAAUUAUAUAUGCACUCGAUCAAAAUAUGUGCACUAUAUAUAUAUAUAUAUAUAUAUAUAUAUAGUAUUUCUCGUGUAUUUGUACAAGCUAAGGUAGGGAUGAACUAAUUAAUCUCCCUGCUAGAUAGCUUAUUGCACAAUGUUAUAUAAGAGAUUGUGGUCACGCGCGGAGC